Trichobilharzia regenti is the source of this 1730-nucleotide messenger RNA. Lineage: Eukaryota; Metazoa; Platyhelminthes; Trematoda; Strigeidida; Schistosomatidae. The record is from the annotation of a GenBank genome assembly.
UGGUCCGGGGUUCGAUCCCCGGCCGACGCUCUCUUUUAUCUCUCUGAGUCGGAAAUAAAAGCUGGUAAAGAGGAAAGGUUGGGCAUGAGGCUAGCAACCCCAUCUUGUAAAAAUAAACACUGCUACAAAGACUCCAAGCCUUUAGCUUGAAGCCCUAUGUUCCACUGGGAACUUGAAGGAAAAAAUCAAUUCGGACUUGGGACGGGGCACCUCAUUACAAUCAAUCAAUGCGAAAGUUCAAUUCCAUUAUAGAUAAUAUUUUAUUUUGAUAAAUCACGAACUGUGUUAUACAGUAAUAUUAACUGAUGAUGUUUUGAGCACAAACUAUUGCUCAUAAUUAUAUCAUAUCACUCACACAACUUUUUACUUCAAUUAUACACAUGAGUGAAAUUCAUGAUUAAACAUUUGAAUAAAAAUCAAUAUAAGAUAAUGCAUGUUCAGAAAUAAUAUGAGUGUUAUCAAUCAAAUACAAUCAGAUGGGAAAUAGGAUGUUUUUAUAGUCAAAAUAAGUAGAUUGUUAGAAUGUUAUGAUGUACGUGAAUUGAGAUAGAAUUUUAAGAUUAUUUAUUAUCCUCAUCUGAUUUGCGUUGAGUAAUUUCUGUUGCAUAUGUUGGAUGUAGAUUCUAUGAAGCAGGCAGGAUUCAGUCGUGCUCCAACUACCUAUGUUACUUCUUAGAAUUUUGACUUUGUCCCAUGCAUCCUAGUGUAUGUUUGUGUGUUGAUGCAUGUAGUGCUAUUGCUGAGCUGUUUUCUGAAUUGUUUAUCUUCUCGGGGUCAACCAUUCUUACCUUAGUUAAGUUCUUAUGUUCUGAUAAUCUCACUACUCUCGAUUUAUUAAUUUGACGUAUGUAGUUGACCUCACUCACAGUCAUUCCAAGGUAUUUUGUAAAUUAAAUAAUUUUGAUUUCAUUGAGUCCAUCGGGUCUUUUAGUUGUUGUUCGAGACAGUUACUUUUUUCUAUCCUAUUGUUUAUGUCUUUUUAUAUUUAUAGUCGAUAUGUAAGUGACAUAUUUAAACACACACGUAGUGCAAUAUACACAAUCAUGGUAAAUCAAAGAAUUAGUGAACCGUCUUCUCCAAAUUCAACAAAUGGUGAUGGCGAUGAUGAUAAUAGUAAUAAUAUCCUUCAUGGUAUCAAUAAUGGUGUUGUAAUCAACUGGAACAGCUAUCCAACUGAUGCAAACGGAAUCGAAGAUGAUAAUAAUGACGAUGAUCUGACCAAUCAGACAGCACCGAUUGGUUAUGUUUUACUAGGCAGUGAAGUGUUACACGCAGCGGAUGACGGUGGAGAUGACAGCGAAGCAGAUGAUGAUGAUGCAUUGUCAGUCAGUGAAAAUGAACAAACCGGAAAUCCUACCAUCAAUCAAAAUGAUUCAAGUAUACAGUCUUUGGAGAAUGACGGAGAUUCAAUCAAUCUAGAUAUUGAUGUUGAUCAACUACUUAAUCGACAGUUGGCUAGAACAGAAUUCGAGCCUCGUGGAGCAUUUUCAGACUCGAAUUUAUUUGUUGGUACAGUUGAAGACACAUCUCAUAUAGAAUUAUGGAAUGAAAAUACGCCUCCAUCAACAUCACAAAUCACAAUAACUCCAGACGAAGCAGAUAAGAUUAAAACCUGCAUGUCAAAUUUUCAACUACCAGUUUCACGAUAUCCUCCAUGGGCUACACAAAUUCCAGAAGAGCUAUGGAAAGCUAAGCUGCUUGAAAAACUUGGAAGUAAAUAUAAACCGUAG